Messenger RNA from Eptesicus fuscus (big brown bat), 918 nucleotides. It is a transcript of the gene SHOX, whose product is annotated as short stature homeobox. Gene Ontology annotation, biological process: regulation of transcription by RNA polymerase II. Gene Ontology annotation, molecular function: sequence-specific double-stranded DNA binding; DNA-binding transcription factor activity, RNA polymerase II-specific. The record is from RefSeq and is a predicted model, not a curated record. The coding region runs from base 1 to 918 and encodes 305 amino acids. Gene Ontology annotation, cellular component: nucleus. The transcript has 5 exons. NCBI's taxonomy places the organism in Eukaryota, Metazoa, Chordata, Mammalia, Chiroptera, Vespertilionidae.
AUGGAGGAGCUUACGGCGUUCGUGUCCAAAUCUUUUGACCAGAAGACGAAGGAGAGCGGAGGCGGCGGCGGAGGAGGAGGAGGCGGCGGCGGCGGCGGCGGCGGCGCCAAGAAAGACUCCAUCACGUACCGGGAAGUUUUGGAGAGCGGACUGGCGCGCGCCCGGGAGUUGGGGGCCUCGGACUCCAACCUCCAGGACAUGACGGAGGGCGGCGGCGGCGGCGGCCACUGCCCGGUGCACUUGUUCAGGGACCACGUGGAUGGCGUGGACAAGGACAAGCUGAAGGAGUUUGGCGCCGCGGGGAGGAUUUCCGAAGGUAUCUACGACUGCAAGGAGAAGCGCGAGGACGUCAAGUCGGAGGACGAGGACGGACAGACGAAGCUGAAGCAAAGGCGCAGCCGCACCAACUUCACGCUGGAGCAGCUCAACGAGCUGGAGAGGCUCUUCGACGAGACGCACUACCCGGACGCCUUCAUGCGCGAGGAACUCAGCCAGCGCCUGGGGCUCUCCGAGGCGCGCGUGCAGGUCUGGUUCCAGAACAGGAGAGCUAAGUGCCGCAAACAGGAGAAUCAGAUGCAUAAAGGGGUGAUCCUGGGCACCGCCAGCCACCUGGACGCCUGCAGGGUGGCCCCCUACGUGAACAUGGGCGCCUUGCGGAUGCCUUUCCAACAGGUCCAGGCGCAGCUGCAGCUGGAAGGCGUGGCUCACGCCCACCCGCACCUGCACCCGCACCUGGCGGCGCACGCGCCCUACCUGAUGUUCCCGCCGCCGCCCUUCGGCCUACCCAUCGCGUCGCUGGCCGAGUCCGCGUCGGCCGCCGCCGUCGUGGCCGCCGCCGCCAAGAGCAACAGUAAAAACUCCAGCAUCGCCGACCUCCGGCUCAAGGCGCGCAAACACGCCGAGGCCUUAGGGCUCUGA